Molecule: messenger RNA, 2235 nt
Organism: Anopheles coluzzii
Lineage: Eukaryota; Metazoa; Arthropoda; Insecta; Diptera; Culicidae
Product: piggyBac transposable element-derived protein 4-like
Exons: 2
Coding region: 306-2081 (591 amino acids)
Source: RefSeq, a predicted model, not a curated record
UUCAUAAAAGCAAACAAUUCUGGAAGAAACUCUAUUUGCAAAAUUGUGAUCGUAAAUGCAUCAUCUUGGGGCAUUUGCAUCAGUGUUAAAGAUUAAAUUGACUUCCGGCCACUGCGGAACCAUAGUUAGCUAUCGGCGGCUAGAAAACCCCCAAACGGAUGACGUUUGUCUCCAAAGCGACCUUGCAGAGGCAGAGAAAACUUUGUUUACGUUUGUACGGCCGCAGCAGCUCGCGGCAAAGCUUCUGCAAAGAAUUUUGAAUAUUUCGCCAGCGAAUAGUUCGGCAAAAGGCACCGGUUCACAGCAUGGGAGACGCAAUGCACGUGCAAUGGCUAUCCGAAGAGGCAGAGGAAGUUCCGGAAAAUGAGGAAGACAUGUUGUACGAGGAUGUGGAAUACAUUGAAGAAUACGUUCACUUCCCCGACGGGCCCGAAAGCAAUGUGUCCGGUAGCGUUGCAGUGCAAAACGAAGAGAGCACAGGGCAUGUGAUAAAGAUUGAAAGCAUCGAUCAUGCAUUCGAUAUGCUGCAGAACUCCGUGUGGUCCAUCAAACCACCGGAACGGACCGGUACGAUGGGACGCAAGGUGGCACACCCACGGCCCGCACCGGUCGGGCUGGCCAAGUCGGCCAAAAGCCCGGCCGAAUGUUUGUCGCUUUUUCUGGACGCAGACGUUAUCGCUAUGAUUACCGAGUACACCAACGAGCAGAUUAAGGCCGAACAGCCCAACUAUGCCCGCGAGCGCGAUGCGAAUCCAACGGACGAGAUGGAAAUUAUGGCCCUGUUGGGUGUGCUGUACAUUGCCGGCACGGUGCGCGAUGGGCGGGAGAACAUCGAGCGGCUGUUCGAAACCAAAAUGGGAACCGGGUUGGAAGCGGUCUACCUCACGAUGACCUCGCUCCGGUAUCACUUUCUCAUCCGGAGCAUCCGCUUCGACGAUCCGACCGCGGCUCAGGACGAAAUAGAGGGCGAUAAGCUAGCGCCGAUAAGACCGAUCUACGAACGGAUCGUAAGCAAUUGCCAGAAAUACCUCCGCCCCGGCCGUUUCCUGAUGCUCGACGAGCAGGCGGUACAGUUUAAGGGCAAGUGCGAAUUUCGACAAAUUCUUCCGUCGGCGCCGGGCAGGGCGGGCUUUCGCUUCCAUCUGCUGGUGGACUGCGAAACUUCGUACGUAAGCAAUUUGGAAAUUUGCGUACCCGAGAACCAAAAUCCGUACAAUCUGAGCUACGCACCGACGGACGUUGCCAUGCGACUGACGGAACCCGUACAGGGCAGACAGAAGACGGUCAUUCUUGGGGCCGGCCUUACGUCCAUCGAUCUUAUCGAGAAGCUGUACGCUAGUCGAACGAUGGCAAUGGGCGAGGUGCCCAAGGCGUACCCGGACCUGCCGAAGGCCCUGAUCGCGAACAAGGGCCGGCCGGAGCACAGCACCCUCGCUGCGUACCACGAUCCAGCGACACUCGUCUCGUACGUGACGAGGCGCAAGGAGGUGAUGCUACUGAUGUCCUCGUUCGUAGACUUCGACUCGGAGGAGCAGGCGGGGGAGCAGGACGAAGGCGAACAGCACCUGAAGCUGGUGGAGCUGUACAAUCGAACGAAAACGACCAUACGCACCAUUCAGCAGAUGUGCGCGAAGCAUAACGUGGUGCGCAGCACGCGCCGAUGGCCGGUGGCCGUAUUUUUCAACCUGAUGAACCUGAGCGCCAUCAAUGCGUGGUGCAUCUAUUGUCUGAACCAUCCGGAGGAAGCGAAAAUGAGCCGUCGAGAUUUUCUCGUCACAAUGGCACUGGAGCUGUUGCGGCCACAGGCCCGGCGGCGACUGGACAGUAAAACGUUGCCCCGGCUGCUGAGGCAGCGCAUCGGCCUGUUUCUCGGGAUCAGCCGGGAAGAGUACGAAACCGUGCCGGUGGUCGAGAGGCAGGGCGGUGAAUCGCGCGGCCGAUGCUACCUGUGCGGCCGGGCACGGAACAAGACGACACGCAUCUCGUGUCACAGCUGCGGCAAGUACACCUGCAAUGCACACUGCGCCCAGCUGUGCCGUACGUGCUACAUGGAUGAUUGUGGCAGCGAGCAGCAGGAGUAAAAAUGAAGCCUGGCUAAGAGAGUCUGUACCAUUGCUUUCCUUCGCGUGAGUCCUUCGGCUAUCUGCAGGGGAAGAUGAAAGUGAGAUAUUUUUUUAACAAUAAACUUAUACAACUUGCAGCAAAUGAGAAUUGCUUUCAUUUAUUGCAAAGAGA